This is a messenger RNA of Gopherus evgoodei (Goodes thornscrub tortoise), 5029 nucleotides long. RefSeq names its product protection of telomeres 1 (gene POT1). The coding region runs from base 388 to 2715 and encodes 775 amino acids. The transcript has 21 exons. Gene Ontology annotation, molecular function: G-rich strand telomeric DNA binding; telomerase inhibitor activity. Gene Ontology annotation, biological process: regulation of telomere maintenance via telomerase; telomere capping. Gene Ontology annotation, cellular component: nuclear telomere cap complex; chromosome, telomeric region. Lineage: Eukaryota; Metazoa; Chordata; Testudines; Testudinidae. The record is from RefSeq and is a predicted model, not a curated record.
CGCCAUUUUCCCAGAGAGAACCAGUGACGUAGAGGGAGCGUAGGAGGCUGAGCGGAGUGAGACGGCGGUAGCCGGCGGGUUGGUACUUAGGUCCCAAGGCGCUUCCUAGCGGGUCCCUGCAGGGUUCUGGGUGCCCCGCCGGUCUGGGGGACGCCUCUGCUCACGCCUCUUUCCCAGAGUCAGCUGAGGGCUGCGUCCUCCCCAGGCUGGGGACAUCCCAGUGGGGCCGUUGCAUUGUUUUGGUUGCGCUAGGAAAGGGGCUCAGCUAAGGGGGAGCUGCUGCCUGGCCUGUGAUCAUUACAGAGAUUCUAAAAAUGGCAGCUCCAGGCUGAUGUUGUGGUAAUGUAAUCAGCUCGGGUCCUCCACACUCCAUGCAAUAAAGCAGUUAUGCCUGUUCAGGUCAUUGAUGGCACACCCGGAAAUCUACUACCAAGUUACCUGCAGAAAGUGGAUUUAAAAUACCUGCAAAUUGGUUGUGAUCAGGCCAGCAAAUACUUUCAGGGAACAGUUAUUCUCUCCUACCCUUUAACUAAACUUGUAAAUGGAACAGAAUUUUUCAAGAUUGUACUUCAAGAAUCAGAGAAUUCAUGUUCAAAGACCAGCACCAUCAAUGUUUUAUUCUUUGGAAGGUUGGCAGGCGACUGUGGAAAAGUUGUACAUCAAGGGGACAUUAUGGUUGUAGCUGGAUUUAAUGUGGCUAAGUCACCUUCUGCAAAUGAAGAUGACCGACACUGCUGUCAUCUGGAAGUAUCUGAAGAUGCAGGAUCAGCAGUUUAUAUUUAUGCUAAGCCAAGUAUAGUCACUGCUUCAGAAACAGCAUCCAUGCCUGUUGCACCAAAAUACACAUAUACUCCUCUGAAUCAUCUUAAAGGUGGAACUAUAGUCAACUUGUAUGGUGCUGUGAAAUUCUUCAAGCCCCCAUAUAUAAGCAAAGGAACAGAUUAUUGUUCAGUUGUAACAAUUGUGGACCAAUCAAAUGUGAAAUUAACAUGCACACUUUUUAAUGGAAAUCUAGAUGCCCUUCCAAAAAUCUACAAAAUUGGAGAUAUUGUUCGAUUUCAUAGAAUAAAGAUCAGGGAAUACAAUAAACAGAUGCAGGGGAUUACUGGCAUUGGCUUUGCAUCCUUGACAUUUGAUGGAACCGUAGGAGCACCGAUAGUGCCUCGAACCUCUAGUAAAUCAUACUCCUUCACAGAAGAAGAACAGAAAACAAUAGAAGAACUACGUAUGUGGGCAGCUAGUAAUCUUUCAGUCUGUGGGCCAACAGCAAAAUUGUCUGGUGUCCAGCCAAUGCUGUUUUUUGACCUUACUUGCCAACUUGUAGGGAAAGCAGAAGUGGAUGGAUCUUCCUUUCUUCUCAAGGUAUGGGAUGGUACAAAAUGUCCCUACCCAUCUUGGAAGGUGCUUGUGGAAGAAAGUGAUCUUGAAGGAGAUAAAGUUCUCAUCCGUCGGCUGAGAAAUCUGAUUGUAGACAUUCUAGUUUACGAUAACCAUGUGAAACUGGCAAAAUCACUGAAGGUUGGAAGCUUUCUGAGAAUUUACAGUCUGCAUACAAAACAAGCCAGUGCUGAGAACCAGCCCAAUGUUUCCUAUGUAGAAUUUCAUCUUCAUGGUGGCACCUGUUAUGGUCGAGGAAUUAGGGUCUUGCCAGAAAAUAAUCCAGAUGUCAAAGAACUAAAAGCAUUCAUGGAUUCUGUGAAUCUCACAGAGUUUCAAAGUGUGGAGAGCAUGUCUUCAAUGGAAUUGGAUGGCAUUUUUGGCAAUCUAUCAUACCAGUCAUAUUCACAGAGAUGCCAGCAGUUAUCUGUCACAGUAUUAACAGAUCAUCAGCAUUUGGAUGACACAGCACUGAAUACUAUCUUAAACAGCUCAGUUCCUCAACAGUAUCGCAUUAGAGCAAAACUCAGAACUUUUAAACCCGAGAAGCUCUGUCAGUCCGUUAAACUUUAUUGUUCAAAAUGCAACUCACUGCAAGAAGUUCCAAAUGACGAUGAUUUCGACUUAAUAUUAAGAGACUGUGCAGCUGCAGCUCCAAAUCCAGAAGUACAUAAUUCAUUGUGGUAUGAUUCUGCAGUGUGGGAUACAGAAAAUCAGGGGCAAAGAAAAAUAGCUGUUCAUUUUGUAAAACACGAUGAGCUGCUUCAAGAGCCAGAAGAUACUUUGAUUAUGGUACAAGGGGGGACACUAAAAGAAAUCAGAAAACUUUCAAGAAGAUUUAAAUGUAUUAUACCUGUGAGAUCAACGGAAGAAGAUCUUGAGUUACUAGACCUUUCAGCUCCCUUCCUUUUGCAAGGGAAAAUAUGGCAUUAUGGGUGCAAACAGUGUUCGAAUCAGAAGACUAUCCAGAAUCUCAGUUCCCUUGCAGAAGAAGAGCCAUCGUGGGAGCCAACUGAAAUAGCACAAGUUUUAGGUAUUGAGCCACUCCAGUAUGUUUUUGUUAUGAAGUUUACACUUGAUGAUGGCACAGGAGCACUGGAUGCAUACCUCUUUGACUAUGAAAAGUUUUUCCAGAUUCCCGCCUCCGAAGUCCUUACCAGUAGCCUUCUUCAGGAGAAGAUGGAAAUGAUCAUGAAUAUACUUUGUCCUCCAGGAACAAAACUAGAUGACUUGCCAUGGUUGGAAUGCUUCAUCAAGUCUUAUAAUGUCAAAGAUGGAAUGGAACAGCAAGUUUGCUAUCAAAUUUAUGACACUAUGGUUGCUGAAGAUGUUAUCUAGUGUUAUGUAUUGCAAUUUAAGAGACAUGCAAUUUAUCAACAUUAUCAAUUACAAAAAAGUUUUGAAGCUAUAAACACCAUACAAGGUUUUGUAUAACAUUUAGUGUAUCAUGUUCUGUGUUGAGAGAUAUUAAUCAGGAAAAUAAAUGGCUUUUUCUGCAUCUCACUUGUGCAUGAAGGUUUUAGCUCUUCUGUUCCUGAAUUAAAAUGAAUUGGACAUAUGCUUAGAGGUAUUUAUUACUUGCUCUGGGCCCAACCCAGUGAGUCAAGUGGUAGUUGAGAUGCUCAUGGGAUUGGUCACUUCGUGACUGAGACUGUAAUAUCCAAACAUUCCAAGCUAUUACACAAUUGAAAAUUAUCAUUAAUGUUACUGAAUUCUGCUGUGACCUACAGAGUCGAAUUUAAAGGGACAUUGUAAAAUGUAAACAUGUUUUGUAAUGUCUGAAGAACAGUUAACAUGAUUAUGCUUUGUUUCUUUAUCGAUUUUAAUACAAAAGAGUAAGUGAUUUGAGAACAGCUGUGGAAACAGGGCUCUUCAUUAAGUUGUAUUGCCUCACUUUAUUCUGUACAAAUCUAUUUUAGGGUUCUAAAAAAACAUGUUUUCUUUCCCUACUUUAAUUUCUCUUUUUAUAUGUAGUGAGCUCUUCCUGCGGUCCUUAUGUGUGCAAGUAGUGUUAUUGACCUCAGUGGAGCUAUUUGCAUGAAUUAAAAUUACUCAUCUGCUUAAGAAUCAUAAAGUCAGGCCAUAAAAGCAGGGAUAUUUAAAAUAUUAAAAUGAAUACUAAUAUUUAUUAGAUUAUAAGGAUGGUAAAGUCAGACAUAUUUGGGGCCAUAUCGGACAUUGCUGCUCCUUUAAAUUGUGUGUGUUUUUGCAGAGAUUCUUGCACAUAGUUUGGCUAAAUUUAGUGUCCGGUUAUACUGUCUUGAUUGCUUUUCUCUUUUGUAUAAUUGGAUUGGAUGACUAAGUUUAGAGAGAGCAUUUUCAGGCCAACAAGUGACUAAUUGGCUACCACAGUGGAAAGAAAUUGCCUGCUUUUACCUUGCAUUCUGAAGUAUUUGCCCCAAAUUCAGAAUCAUUUUCUAGAGAAUAAUUGUAAUGUAAAAAUUCUCGUUAGGGGAAUAUGCUUCUUGUCAUCAAGGAAAAAAAAUAACAUAACACUUGCGCAGAGGAUUUUUUUAAAGGGAGCAUGGAGAUAUUUAAAAUAGUGCUCAUAGUUGACUGGUACUUUGAUACUAAAUACAAAUGAUUUUACAGUGUUCCAAGAGAUGAUUAUUAGAAUAAGCUAUUAUAUCCACUUACAGUUUCAUCCAAAUGUCAGUAGAUUUUUGUGGGGUACUUUAAAAAUCACUCUGCGCCAUAGAAACAAUGAGCAAUGACCCUAGAAGUUUAUCAGUUAUCAUGUGGGUAGAAGGUGCAUUAACACUGGAAGCCAAUGGUUCACUUUCAACAAGAGUAGAAACUGUCAGCCUGAUUGAAUAGGACCAUCAACUUGCCAAGCAAGGAACAACACUGGCAUUAGUUCUGAAAGCAGCUACUUACCUACCCCUGGCCUGAUGAGAGAUACUGAUAAGUGAAUUAUUUUUAAGACUUGAACACCUAUGUGGGUGUCCAAAUAAUUUCAGUGGAAUUUAACUCCUGAAGCACUCAUCCAUAAGAAAUAUAUAAGGGGUUUGUUUGCUAUGUAAUGGAUAGUUUAAUCACAAAAACUAUAGAGCCUGUAUUUCUGGUUGUGUUACAUGACAUCACAAACCAUAUUUUGCACUGCCAAUUAUUAGUAGAAAGUUUGUUUUAAAUUGUAAAUGUUUUUUAUGUACAUAAAAAGUCAUGUUCCUGUACAUCAUUGCAGGUAUUAAUAAAAUCUAUUUUAAAGUAAACCUUUUGAAAAGUAAUAGAUCAGAAUAUAUAAGGCUCACACUUCAGCGUAAAUUUGUUUUCACCAUCUCUAAUGUUUGAGAUUCUUGGCAGAACAUUUUCAAAUCAUUUUAUAAUUGUACGUAUGGCACAUGAAGUUGUCUGGCUAUUGAAUAUUGUAAGUAUUUAGCUGAUUUAAAAUAAUGAACUCUGCUCACACUUAACUUUUGGAUAUCUAUUCACAAAACCUCUCUGCUGCCAAUGGCCUUCAUCCAGCAAAGCACAUUCUUAGGGUACGUCUACACUACCCGCCGGAUCCGUGGGUGGUGAUCAAUCUAUCCCCGAUCGCUCUGCCAUCGACACCGGAACUCCACCAUGGUGAGAGGCGGAAGCGGAGUCGAUUGAGGGAGCAGCAGUGGUCAAAUCGCUGUCAUCCUCACCACCAAGUGAAUCGACCUAAGAU